Argentina anserina (silverweed cinquefoil) is the source of this 399-nucleotide messenger RNA. RefSeq lists its product as uncharacterized. The coding region runs from base 1 to 399 and encodes 132 amino acids. The record is from RefSeq and is a predicted model, not a curated record. Lineage: Eukaryota; Viridiplantae; Streptophyta; Magnoliopsida; Rosales; Rosaceae. The transcript is spliced from 2 exons.
AUGGCCGAGACGUUUCAGGCGGCCUCGGUGGCGAAGCUGCUGGAGAAGCUGGGCGUGGAGAGGUUCAGCGUGGUGGGGACCAGCCACGGCGGGUUCGUGGCGUACCACUUGGCCAGAAUGUGGCCGGAGAUAGUUGAGAAGGUGGUGAUCGCCAGCUCGGGGGUCAACAUGAGAGGGAGAGAUAGCGAGGCGUUGCUCAAGAGAGCUGACGUCUACAAAAUCGAAGAACUCAUGCUUCCGGCCACCGCUGCGCAGCUCCACAAGUCCAUCGACAUCGGCCGAAGACUUGACCGUGAGUGGCGUCGGCGCCCAAUAAACCUCCUCAUGCGCUUCUUCUUCCACUUGGCCCUCAUGGAUUUUGACAAUAAUUUGAGAGUCACGCUCAAUCUAAGCAUUUGA